Messenger RNA from Thlaspi arvense, 720 nucleotides. Lineage: Eukaryota; Viridiplantae; Streptophyta; Magnoliopsida; Brassicales; Brassicaceae. The record is from the annotation of a GenBank genome assembly.
AUGCUGUCCUUGCGUAGUUGCAAGGUCUCUGACGAGUGCAUUGAUAAGAUUCUAUCCGGGUGUCCGAUUCUCGAGAGCUUAAAGCUGUAUUUCUGCGAUGAACUUAGGGUUCUUGAUGUCAGGAUGUCGCAGCGUCUGAGAACAUUAGAAAUCGACCGCAACAUUUGGGUUCCGGGUCCGACGCAGAUUGUUGCGCCGCAAAUCCAUUGCCUCAGAUUGAGCAACUCUCAGUUACCAUGUACUUUUGUUGAUGUCUCGUCUUUAACCGAAGCUAGUCUAGAUAUUUGCUUUUGCUCACUUGAAGAUCUAAAGGCUGAUUUUCUUCAAGUCAUGUUGCUAAAGAUGCUAGACAAGUUGCAAAAAUGCUUAGUAAAGUUGUUACAAAACUCACCUGAACUGAAGAAGCUAACAGUUCGCACAAUGGAUUCCGGCACCAUACAAGAGACAUAUAUCGACGACUACUUGAAUUCGCGAGGCUUGAAUCCGGAUCAAUGCUGGAGCUCGGAAGCUAGGGCCUUCAAGAACGUUUACCGUUGGGAUGUAGAGUCGAAGCACGUGGCUUCGUUCAUGGAGCUCAUGCUUAAAAGCGCAAAGACAUUAGAGAAGAUGGUCGUAAUGUUGAAAGGUUAUCUUGAAAGAAGACGUUUUGAAGAGUUACUUGAGAUGGUUCCAAUGCUCUCUCACAACAACAACAAUGUCUCCAUUGUGCUUAGCAGCUGA